This is a messenger RNA of Psammomys obesus (fat sand rat), 2382 nucleotides long. It is a transcript of the gene Micu2, whose product is annotated as mitochondrial calcium uptake 2. Bases 19 to 1314 code for a protein of 431 amino acids. The record is from RefSeq and is a predicted model, not a curated record. Gene Ontology annotation, cellular component: uniplex complex. Gene Ontology annotation, molecular function: calcium ion binding. Gene Ontology annotation, biological process: calcium import into the mitochondrion; mitochondrial calcium ion homeostasis. Lineage: Eukaryota; Metazoa; Chordata; Mammalia; Rodentia; Muridae. The transcript has 12 exons.
UCGGGCGCUUCCGCAAAGAUGGCGGCGGCUGCGGGGAGAAGCGCUCGGCUGGCGGCCUGGGGCGAAAGGCUGCGGCGGGGGCUCGCGGCCGGCCGAGGAGCCGUGCCGAGUCGCGGCCCUCUAGCAGCGGCUGUGGCCGGCGUGGCCCUGGCAGGGGCAGGAGCGGCGUGGCAUCACGGCCGCGUGAAAGCAGCGGCGCGCGAGGGCGGCCUUACGGUGUUGGCGCAGAAAAAUGACUUGGGACCAGUAGAGAAACUUUCUCUCCGUAAACAGCGGUUCAUGCAGUUUUCAUCACUGGAGCAUGAGGGAGAAUAUUACAUGACACCCCGAGACUUCCUCUUCUCAGUAAUGUUUGAGCAAAUGGAGCGUAAAACAUUAGUCAAGAAGCUUUCAAGAAAGGACAUUGAGGAUGUACUGGCUGGAAUCCAAACAGCACGUGGUGGAUCAACUUUUUUUAGAGACCUGGGUGAUAAAGGGGUAAUUUCAUAUACCGAGUAUCUUUUUUUGCUUACAAUCCUCACAAAGCCUCACUCUGGGUUCCAUGUCGCUUUCAAAAUGCUGGAUGCAGAUGGCAAUGAGAUGAUUGAGAGGAAGGAGUUCAUUAAGCUGCAGAAGAUCAUAAGUAAGCAAGAUCGAUUCAAGACCGUGAAGACUACUGAGACAGAAUAUCAGGAACCAACAGUGAAAGAGCCUGGAAUUAACACAACCCUUCAAGUGUGUUUCUUUGGGAAAAAAGGAGAAAAAAAGCUUCAUUAUAAAGAAUUUCGAAGAUUUGUGGAAAAUUUACAAACAGAAGUUCAAGAAAUGGAAUUCCUUCAGUUUUCUAAAGGUCUGAAUUUUAUGAGAAAAGAAGACUUUGCAGAGUGGCUACUUUUCUACACUGACACUGAAAAUAAAGACAUUUACUGGAAAAAUGUGAGAGAAAAGUUGUCAAUAGGAGAGAGCAUUAGUUUGGAUGAGUUCAAGUCAUUUUGCCAUUUUACAACGCAUUUGGAAGACUUUGCUAUCGCCAUGCAAAUGUUUAGUUUAGCUCAUCGCCCUGUGAGACUGGCGGAGUUUAAGAGAGCUGUGAAAGUAGCAACUGGACAAGAGCUCUCAAACAAUAUUUUGGACACUGUCUUCAAGAUCUUUGACCUGGAUGGUGAUGAAUGCCUCAGCCAUGAGGAGUUUCUUGGAGUAUUGAAAAACAGGAUGCAUCGAGGUUUAUGGGUGCCGCAGCAUCAGGGUGUUCAAGAAUACUGGAAAUGCGUGAAGAGGGAAAGCAUUAAGGGAGUGAAGGAAGUCUGGAGACAAGCUGGCAGGGGCCCUUUUUAAGGAAAAGAUUUGUAGCAACUACAUUGCUCGAAGCGAAGUGCCAGGAUUUGGGAUAUAAGUCUUUAUUGAGUUGCUUUGGCAUGUAAGGUGCCAUGUACUCAUUUUCUGAUUGGGGGAUCUGGGGGCUGAGGAGGUGCAUAUAAGUGUGUGCCACCGUGGAAAUCAGAGCCCUCCCUGUCGGAGCCAGUUCUCUCCUCCUACCAUGGGAGUCCCAGAGACUGACUUCAAGUCAUAAGCUUUACCCUCAAGUGCCUUUACCUGAUAAACCAUCGCACCAGCUCUCACUCAGUAAUUUCUUGGUAGGUUUUCAUUACACAGGUGUUUCCUUAUGAACACACAAUGCAUUGUCAGAGGCCUGUAUGCAAAGUGAUGCUUUAGGAAACUGGAGGCCAAGGCCAUCACUGAGUGCUUGAACGGGAGAACGUGAUGUGCUUCCUAAGGGCUGAACAAGUGCCAUCAGGGAGGGGCUUUAUUCUCAAGACAGGUGCUGGUUCCAAAAGCUGUGACGCUCCUAGGGAGUAAAUGCACUUGACACACUUGCCCCAGUGUCUUUGCUGUUUCCUAUCCUGCCUGACUGUCUCCUGGCAGCAUGCUCCCUGCCUUGAAAACAUGUAAGUGACAGUGUCUGGAAGCAGGACAAAGUGUUUACAUUGAUACAAGAAAACAGGCUUGCUUUUUAAAUUUCUUCAUGCUUUUUUAAUAUACAGUGUUCUCUGCCAAACACACGUUUGGGAGCUCAGCCAGCAUAGGAUACAGUUGUGUACCACACUCUCCUAAUAAGCUGUAAACUGACUUCCAGCCCCAACACUCACACACACACAUACACACAAAUGAUCAUAAGAUCAAAGUCGCAUAAGGUAAGAUAAAAUGGGUUGUGGGAAACAGUCAACAUGGCACUAUAAAAUAGUUGGCAAUAAAAUAAAUAUGAAAUAAUGUUAUGGGGAGAUUAUGUACAUGUUUAUAUAUGUGUGUACAAGUGGGCAUGUAUGUGGAAGUCCCUGUUCCUGUAAGUAACCCCUCACCCAUGUCCCUGACUUAAUCCCAAUAAAUUCAUUAAGUCACAAGCUA